GGUCUCCCUCCCUCCCCCCCGCAUCGCACUCGCACCCCACAACAAACGCGCCCCCACCUUCCCCUUCCUUCUCGAACUCUGCCCCGGUCCCCGUCGCGGAUCGCACCACCAUGGCCGGCGCCGGGCUCGCCGUCUCCGUCCCCAUCGCCGCCCCCCCGCUCGCCCGUGCCUCCGCGUCGGCCUACACCGCGCGCCGCGUCUGCGCGAUCCCUUCCUCCUGCUCCUCCAGCAGCAGCUUCAGAUCCUCGCCGCUCCGCGCGACCACCGGCCUGCCCGGGAACCGACGGGCCGCCCGGCGUGGCGCGUCCGUAGCGUGCGCCGUCCACGGCCAGGACACGACCAUCGAAGUCCCAGAGGUGACAAAGGCAACAUGGCAAUCUCUUGUGAUGGAAAGUGAGCUUCCUGUCCUUGUUGAGUUCUGGGCUUCGUGGUGCGGGCCAUGCAAGAUGAUAGAUCCAGUUGUUGGCAAGCUCUCAAAGGACUACGAGGGGAAGCUGAAGUGCUACAAGCUCAACACAGAUGAGAGCCCAGACAUAGCAAGCCAGUACGGGGUGCGGAGCAUCCCCACCAUGAUGAUAUUCAAGAACGGCGAGAAGAAGGACUCGGUGAUCGGGGCUGUCCCUGAGAGCACGCUGACCGCAUGCAUCGAGAAAUUCGUUGAGAAGUAAAAUGCCCAACGGGUCUCUUGAACACGGCUGCCUUUCAGAAAACUGUGUUCAGAUCACUGGACCCAUACGCAGACCAGGUUUAUAUAGUACCUGGUUGUAGAUAUCGGAAUCACAUUCGAUUAUUGUUUGAGGAAAGCGGCAUGGCAUGGGUUGCUGUCCGCCCUAGCCUGGCUUUAUUCUCCCGAUCUUUGCUGGCUCCGAAAUGUGUGACAUGGACGGCCAAGAACCACAUUCUAUUCUUAUUAGAAUGAUGUACAUCUUUCCUAUUGAUCAUUUCCACAUAAUUCAA
Molecule: messenger RNA, 957 nt
Organism: Panicum hallii
Lineage: Eukaryota; Viridiplantae; Streptophyta; Magnoliopsida; Poales; Poaceae
Product: thioredoxin M2, chloroplastic-like
Exons: 2
Coding region: 111-668 (185 amino acids)
Cellular component (GO): cytoplasm
Molecular function (GO): protein-disulfide reductase activity; oxidoreductase activity, acting on a sulfur group of donors, disulfide as acceptor
Source: RefSeq, a predicted model, not a curated record